Messenger RNA from Vigna unguiculata (cowpea), 3495 nucleotides. RefSeq names its product SLOW GROWTH 1 (gene SLO1). Lineage: Eukaryota; Viridiplantae; Streptophyta; Magnoliopsida; Fabales; Fabaceae. The record is from RefSeq and is a predicted model, not a curated record. Gene Ontology annotation, biological process: RNA modification. Gene Ontology annotation, molecular function: RNA binding; protein binding.
ACGAAAAACAAAACAACCUGCGAAAGAACACAACACAACCUCUCUCCAUUCAUGACGUUACGCGAAAACUCCAAACCUUCUCAAACUAAAACCACACUUCAUCUUCUUCACCAACGGUAACGGUAAACCCUUCUUCCUCCUCCUCCUUCUUCUUCUUCUUCUUCUCUCUGUCAACCCUUACUCAUUUCAAUCCUUCAAUAUCAUGCAUACAUAAAAUUUUGUUUGUUCCCACUUGUUAUAUCUAUAGCUAUCUCUGUAUGUAUCGGACUUAGGAGAAACCCGACACUGAAUAUUAUUGCCUUUCAAUAACUCUAGAUAAAAAGAAGAAGAUUAAAAGCCUUCAAUUGUUGAUUCUUUAUCUUGUUAUUGCGUAAUGCGCGGUACCAUGUUCAUGUCAGUGAACAAGUAAUGGAACUUACUUUCGUAGAUCAUUGUGAAACCAUGUUUAUUCUGUUUUGUGAACUAAUUCAGAUUCUGUACCCUCAACAACAACAACCCCACUUUUAGGCCUCCUCAAAAGUUGUGGUACCCUGUUCCUGUAAGAGAACAAACACUGGAACUUACUUUCGUAGAUCAUUGGCAAGUCAUGUUUAUCCUGUUUGUCAACAAACUCAGAUUCAGAUACCCUUUAAAAAUCCCACUUUUAGGUUUCCUUUGUUGUUUGCAUAUUCGUUCCUUGUCUCCUUAUGGGAAACCCAUCAAUUGGAACACCUCCCACAGCUUCGUUCGAAACAACCUUCUCCUUUCUCUCUUGGAAAGGUGCCAGUCCUUGCUCCAGUUGAAGCAGAUCCAGACCCAGAUGAUCCUCACUGGCUUGGUUCAAGACAGCUUUGCCGCAAGUCGUCUUGUUACAUUCUGUGCUUUAUCUGAAUCGCAGGCCCUUGAGUAUUGUACCAAGAUCUUGUAUUGGAUCCGAGAACCAAAUGUGUUUUCUUGGAAUGUUACAAUUAGGGGAUUUGUGGAAAGUGGGGAGUUAGAGGGAGCUGUUUUGUUAUACAAGAGAAUGUUGCAAUCUGGUGUUAUGAAACCAGAUAAUCAUACUUAUCCUUUAUUGCUCAAGGCUUGUUCUUUUCCAUCUAUGAAUUGUGUUGGUUAUACAGUACUUGGGCAUGUGUUGAAGUUUGGUUUUGAAUUUGAUAUAUUUGUGCACAAUGCAUCAAUAACUAUGUUACUCUCAUAUGGAGAGUUGAAGGCAGCGUAUGAUGUGUUCGACAAUGGUUGUGUGAGAGACUUGGUAACAUGGAAUGCCAUGAUUACGGGAUGUGUUAGAAGAGGGCUAGCUAAUGAGGCUAAAAAACUCUAUCAGGAAAUGGUGGCAGAGAAAGUGAAACCAGAUGAGAUUACAAUGAUUGGGAUUAUUUCUUCUUGUUCUCAACUGCAGGAUUUGAAUCUCGGCAGAAAAUUUCAUCUUUAUGUCAAAGAACAUGGCCUUGAGUUGACAAUCCCACUCAGUAAUGCACUUAUGGACAUGUAUAUAAAGUGUGGAGACCUAUUGGCUGCACGAAUUCUAUUUGAUAAAAUGGCACACAAGACCCUUGUUUCAUGGACUACAAUGGUUUUGGGAUAUUCUAGAUUUGGUUAUCUAGAUGUUGCCCGGGAGCUUCUGUAUAAAAUUCCAGAAGAGAGUGUUGUACCUUGGAAUGCAAUCAUUAGUGGCUGUGUCCAAGCUAAGAAUAGUAAAGAGGCACUGGCACUGUUCCAUGAAAUGCAAAUUAAGAAAAUCAAACCUGAUAAAGUUACCAUGGUUAACUGUUUGUCUGCAUGCUCACAACUAGGAGCACUUGAUGUAGGAAUAUGGUUUCACCAUUAUACUAAAAGGCAUAGUAUUUCUCUCGAUGUUGCAUUGGGCACUGCACUAGUUGACAUGUAUGCCAAGUGUGGAAAUAUUGCAAAGGCUCUCCAGGUUUUCCAAGAGGUUCCUCAAAAGAAUUGUUUGACUUGGACAGCCAUUAUUUGUGGUUUAGCACUUCAUGGGAAUGCCAGGGAUGCUAUAUCCUAUUUCUCAGAAAUGAUCCGUAGUGGCUUAAGACCUGAUGAGAUCACUUUUCUUGGUGUCUUAUCAGCUUGUUGUCAUGGAGGUUUAGUUGAAGAAGGCCGAAAAUACUUUUCCCAAAUGAGAUUUAACUUUAAUAUAACCCCUCAGCUUAAGCACUACUCGUGCAUGGUGGAUCUUUUAGGAAGGGCUGGUCAUUUGGAGGAAGCAGAAGAGCUUCUUAGAAAUAUGCCGAUUGCAGCAGAUGCUGCUGUGUGGGGUGCUUUAUUCUUUGCAUGUCGUGUUCAUGGCAAUGUUUUAAUAGGAGAGAGGGCAGCUUUGAAACUUCUUGAGAUGGAUCCUCAAGAUAGUGGUAUUUAUGUGUUGCUUGCAACCAUGUACAGUGAGGCAAAAAUGUGGAAGGAGGCAAGGAGUGUUAGGAAUAUAAUGAAAGAGAGAGGAGUAGAAAAGACUCCUGGUUGCAGCUCAAUUGAAAUCAAUGGCAUUGUGCAAGAGUUUGUGGCAAAGGAUGUGUUGCAUCCACAGUCUGAAUGGAUUUAUGAAUGCCUGAUUUCAUUGACAAAGCAACUGGAGUUUCUUGUGUUUAUAUGUGACAUUCCUGCUUAUGGAGAUGAAUUUGUUUCCUAAACUUGUCAGUUUGUUUUCUCUAUUUCUUGUGCUGAUUUAAUUACACUCUUCCCUGGAUAGCCUGUACCAAAUUUUCAUUCUAUCAAGGGUAUCCUACUUCAGAAAAUAUAUAAAACAAUCAUAUGGUACAGAACUAGAACUAUGGUAAUUAUUGGCUAGAACAUUGAUUCAAAUGAUGUCAUGUACAUUUUGGAGAAUACUUGCAUGGAUUGGGGUGUUGAAACCCUACGUUAAAUGACUUCUACACUUGGUUGGUUCUAUUUCAAGACUCUACGGGAUGAAGAGGAGGAGUAGGAAGAAAACUGAUACUGUAAAUUCUGUCUUGAAAUUGACCAAAGCAAGUGAGAGAUUGGACUCAAUAAAGGUCAUCCAUGUAUCACUGCCAAAGUGAACAACAGUAAAAUGGUAUGGUGGGCAAAAUCUUUGGUUGCUGCUACUACUGCCACAGACCAGACCCAUUUUACUUGUGAAUUGGAUUCAGGAUUGUCUUAAGGUCCAAGUAGGCUUUACACUAAGAGUUACCAAGAACUUCUCAAAUUCACCAUAAGAGUUUCCAUCAGAAGGUUUAUGAAACAAGUGAUGAUUCUUUUGCUCUGGUUGAUGCUCUUCUAGCUGAUUGCUAUAACAUGCUGGAAGAUCAUCCAUCAUUGUUCAUGGAAAUGGCGACAACAAGUGUUGAAUGAGAAAGCAAAUGAUAUCGGAUACUAGGAUGUUUUGUCCUGACAAGUUCUAUGUUUUGCAUUGGCAUGGCAUGCAGAAUGACUUAAAAAUAUAACCACCAAUUCUUACCUUGUCAGCUGAGGUCAGCUAUAUGGAUCAAUUGACACCAUCAAACUGUGAAAAACUUAACUUUCAAUAAAAAUCACUUCUAGCAA